Molecule: messenger RNA, 2209 nt
Organism: Rhinichthys klamathensis goyatoka
Lineage: Eukaryota; Metazoa; Chordata; Actinopteri; Cypriniformes; Leuciscidae
Gene: casp2
Product: caspase 2, apoptosis-related cysteine peptidase
Exons: 11
Coding region: 554-1864 (436 amino acids)
Biological process (GO): proteolysis; regulation of apoptotic process
Source: RefSeq, a predicted model, not a curated record
GCUGCCUCGCUGCAUCAGGACCCGCGGAAGUUUGUACAGAGAGAAUCGGCGUACUGUCAGUUAUAUUUUAAAAAUACUCGUCCGUUUUUCAGCACAAACUCUGUCGUUCAGCGUUUAGCCUCGUGAACGACAACGAAAAACAAAGAGACAAUGAAGUUUAAAAGGACGAAUUCUGCGUCUAGAAAAACAAAGCUCGCAUGAAGCGCUAGCACCUGACAGCUAAUAGUAUUGUGUAGCUCGUUGUUAAUUCAGUUUAAUUUUUUAUCGGUCGCCAACUUGAUAAACAGCAUCGGAAAGGAGUAAAAAACGAUUUGAGCUGCAGUUUAGCAGCUGUUCUGUUUUUAUGCUUUAGUUAGUGUCAGAAGUGUUUUAUAUUGACAGUUGUGAUUUUUGUUUUGAUUAGCAUGCUAAGCUAGUCGCAGCGCGAGCUGGCGUUCAUAAUUCUGGAUUUAACAGUUACUUCAAAUCAACAUCAUCCUUCAUACAUCAUUCGUGUAGUGUCUUUUACUGUCAUCUUCACACGACGAGGGCUGUAACACAACAGCGGUUCAUCAUGCUGGGAGAGUGUGGCAUGAAAGAAUGGGAGAGACUAGCACUCAGAAAGAACUCAGUCACGAUGCUGCAGGAUUUAGUGGUGGAUGAUCUUCUGAUCCAGUGUCUGCAACAAGAUGGAAUCCUCACAGAAAACAUGGCAGAGAGCAUAAUGGCUAAAUCGACGUCCCAGGGCAAGAGUCGCCAUUUGUUGUUUCUUUUGCCCAAACGUGGCCCUCGGGCAUUUAGCAGCUUCUGUGCUGCUCUUACGGCGACAGAGCAACAGCACCUCUGCAGACUGCUUAUGGACUUCACUGAGAAAGACGAAAGUUUUUCAGAGCCCCCACUAUCUCUCCCAACUCAGGAAUGUGUGAUACCUGCAAAAAGAGCCAGGACUUAUGAGUCCAUGGAGAUGCGUUUAGAUGCUGACUGUCCCGUGACCACAGCGGUACUUCCCUGCACACCGGAAUUUUACCAGUCCCACAGAUCACAGGCUUACCCAAUGCGCUCCUGCCCACGAGGAUUGGCCCUGGUGCUGAGUAAUGUGAGGUUUGACUCUGCAAACACUGAUUUGGACAUCCGGAGGGGGGGAGAGGUGGAUGAGGAGACGCUGAGGAGACUUUUCACGGAGAUGGAUUUCACAGUCAGCCUGUGCAAAGACCUAACAGCAGAGGCAAUGCGCGGGUGCCUUGAACAGUUUGCCCAGCGGCAGGAUCAUGCAGAGUAUGACUGCGCUGUUGUGUGUUUACUGUCUCAUGGUGUUGAGGGAUCUAUUUACGGGACAGACGGACAGCUAGUGGAGUUGGACUGGGUGUUUGAGGUUUUUGAUAACGCCCGCUGCCCUCUGCUCCAGAAUAAGCCAAAGAUGUUCUUCAUUCAGGCUUGUCGAGGAGAGGAGAUGGACAACGGCGUGGACCAGUUGGAUGGCCAGGAGCGGACUCAGUCUCCAGGCUGUGAACAGAGGGAUGCUGGGAGAGAGGAGGAGAGAGACAACAAAGUGAGGAUGGAGAAAGAAAGGGAGAGUCUGAGAGUCAAACUACCCCAGAGAUCUGAUAUGAUCUGCGGCUUCGCCACCCUUAAAGGUUUCAGCACUGCUGCGAUGAGAAACACCAAGAAAGGGUCCUGGUUUAUUCAGGAGCUGAACACAGCCUUCAGACAGAGAGCCAAUAACACACACCUGUCAGACAUGCUUGUGCAGGUGAACGGUCGAAUUAAAAGCAGAGAGGGAUACGCACCCGGUACAGCCCAUCAUCGCUGUAAAGAGAUGUCCGAGUUCACUAGCUCCCUCUGUAAAGACCUCUACCUCUUCCCCAAGUACUACCCCAACAACUAGACACAUGCACACACUCCUCAUGCACAAAGCACACACACAACACACUGACCUUAGAACUGAUUUUGAUGCAGUAGCGGGAGCUCAGCACACGUGUGUGUUCAUCCAUCACCCGCUGUAAGCUCAGUAUACAAACACAGAGUCAUGUAAAUCUACAUCUUCCAUGUGUCAUCUAUUUCACAUUCCUCAGCGCAAUACAUUUGUACAUUAUUUAGCAUGGAUUUGCUAAGAUCAGCUUUUAGAGUUUUUUUUUUUUAUCAUAAGAACUUUGCCUUCUAUUGUGCACUUAAAAAUAUUAAGCAUUCAUUCUCCAUAUAUUUUUUCUUUUCUUUGCCUUGCUCUUUUCUU